Spirodela intermedia is the source of this 1979-nucleotide messenger RNA. The record is from the annotation of a GenBank genome assembly. Lineage: Eukaryota; Viridiplantae; Streptophyta; Magnoliopsida; Alismatales; Araceae.
AUGGCUGCCCUAAAAGCAUGCCGGCCCCUAUUCCCAAAGCUGCUUCUCCAUUGCCUGCUGCUGCCGACUCUCCUUCAGGUCGCAGCCAAUGUUCCGGCACUCAUCAUCUUCGGGGACUCGACGGUCGACUCAGGGAACAACAACGACAUCCCCACUCUCCUCAAGAGCAACUUCGACCCCUACGGCCGCGACUUCUCGGGAGGGAAGCCCACGGGAAGGUUCUGCAAUGGCAAGCUAGCGACCGACUUCUUGUCGGAGGCCUUCGGUUUGCCCCCGACGGUGCCGGCCUACCUCGAUCCCGCCUACGGUAUCCGAGACUUCGCCGUCGGCGUCUCCUUCGCCUCCGCCGGAACGGGACUCGACAACGCCACCUCAGACGUCCUCGUAAGCCCACGCCGAUCCAGUUUCAUGAUGCAGUGAAUCCAUGGUUUUUCCAUUUGGCAUACCGUGUUCUUGUCUGAUGACUUUGGUGCUGAAUGCAGAUUACUACUAGAGAUGGUGAACUAUCUCUUACCCAUCAAAUUUCAUGUACUCUAGGAUGAGUUUUGGCGCUCACUACGAUCCAUAGAACUUCUGGAGUUACAAAUUUACAAUUAUUUAAUAUAGUUACUUGCAUUCCAGGCGGUAAUUCCUCUGUGGGAGGAGGUGGCCUACUUCAAGGAGUACAUCCGGAGGCUGAGAAAAUACAUGGGCCAGGCCAGGGCACAGAGGACGCUGAGGGAAGCCCUCUACAUUGUGAGCAUCGGCACGAAUGACUUCCUCGAGAACUACUACACUCCCGGCAUCCAUAGCCGAUCAUCGGAGCUCACAGUGGAGCAGUUCGAGGACUUCCUCGUGGACAUAGCCGCCCGCUUCAUCACUGAGAUCUACCGCUUGGGAGCCCGGAAGAUAUCCUUCUCCGGGCUCUCACUGAUGGGCUGCUUGCCCAUGCAGAGAACCUUGAACGUCGCCGGUACCGGCGGCUGCGUCGAGGAGUACAACCAGGUCGCGCAGAGGUUUAACGCCAACUUACACCAACUGGCCGGCAGACUAAGGACACAGCUCCCUGGGAUAAGGCUUGUCGUCUCCGACCUUUACGACUACGUUCUCCAUGUACUCAAAAAUCCUUCCUCUUAUGGUAAGUCCUGGGGCCUCAUGUUCUUCAAAAUGCAUCUUCAUAUCAUAACACCCUAACCCUAACUUCCACACCACCGUAAACCACUCCUAUUCGACCAUUUUUUCUAGCUUUGAACACAAGAAAUAAUCUCGGAACAGAGCCCUUGUCUGACUCCGGGUCGAAAUCCCAAACUCAUUCCCAUGCUUACAUCUCCACACAUCCCCACCUACUGCCCCAUUGUCUCGAAAAAGAAAUCAUCGUGCAGAGAUAGCCUAUAUUCUUUGAAUUGUCUCCAUAGUCUUUUAUCUUUUUCUUCUACGGUGCAAGAGUAAUUGCAUAGGGCGCUCGAUUUACUCGUUUUCAGCGUCAGUAAAAAAGAACACAGACGGCCACGAAAAAUCUCAGCAUCAACCUUCUCGACAGCCUUCUCCCAACUGUUCAUGGGAUACGCAGAAGACGGUCACCCUCCCAAACCCAUCUCCCGCAUCCUAAAGUAGCCAGAAAGGAAUGCGGCCGUCGUACAAAGGGUGAUCUUUUGAGGUUCUCUGCACCUCACAUCUGUGCCAAACGUGAAGGGAGAGGGUUAGAGAGAGAGAGAAUGAGGGAGAGCAAAGGAGAGAGAGAGAGAGAGAGAGGUCAUGACUGAGAGACCCCGUUGACAUUUCAGUGUCUUUUGUGGUGGGCAGGAUUCGAGAACAUCGAGCAAGCAUGCUGUUCUACAGGGUUGCUCGAGCUGGGUUACCUGUGCGACGGGCUGGAUCCCCUCACAUGUCCGGACGCCGACAAGUACGCCUUCUGGGACGCCUCCCACCCCACCGAGAAGUUGAACCGGCUCAUUGCCAAUCAAAGCCUCAAUACCGCCCUCGCUGAGUUCCUCCGUUAA